Durusdinium trenchii is the source of this 318-nucleotide messenger RNA. The record is from the annotation of a GenBank genome assembly. Lineage: Eukaryota; Dinophyceae; Suessiales; Symbiodiniaceae.
AUGGCGGGACGGCCCAUCCCCAAAGAUGUGAAGAAGCAGUGUCAAAAGGCCACAGUCAAAAACACCGACAUGUCCAAUGAGAUGAAAACGGAAGUGGUCGAUAUCAUUGCAGGUUCCAUCGACAAGUUCACGCUGCCCACGGGCGUGAACUUCGAGGGCGCCACCAGAGCCAUCAAGGAUGCGUUGGACAAGAGUUAUGGCUUCAAUUGGCAUUGUGCCAUGGGCAAGGGGUUCUGCUUCGAUGUGACCGCACAGAACGGCACAUUGAUGCACUGUUACUACCAGGGUGAGCUGGCGAUCCUGGUGUAUAAGUGCUGA